Molecule: messenger RNA, 954 nt
Organism: Guyanagaster necrorhizus
Lineage: Eukaryota; Fungi; Basidiomycota; Agaricomycetes; Agaricales; Physalacriaceae
Exons: 2
Coding region: 1-954 (317 amino acids)
Source: RefSeq, a predicted model, not a curated record
AUGGCCUCCGCUUUUACUUUCGACAACUUUGACUAUUCCAAGCCCAAUACCCAGCAGGGCCUUGAUUUCCUAUCCUUUGCAGCGCCCUUGGACGUUGUAGCACCUCAUCCUGACCUCUUCGAGAGUGAGCUUGACUCGAGUCUCGCUGGAAUCGACCAGGCGCAGCUGCAGCUGCUCACCGUCGACUCGAACGACGCCUACUCGUUUUUGCGAUCGGACACGCCUACACGGGGCCCCCCUUCUGCAAUCACAGAGAGCUCAGCACGGAGCUCAGCCUAUGAGAGCUCCUACGACUCUGCAUAUGAGUACCCUGCCUCCAACUAUUCCUUUCCCCUAGACCUAGAGAUGGACUUUCAGCGAAUCAGAGUCGAUGCCCUUAGCGACUAUUCUCCUGCCAAUGUCGACCCAACCUCCUUCGGCUCCUUGCCGCCAACUCCUCCCCUUUCGCCGCCCUCUGCGGCUGCGAAGCAGUACGUAGCUCGCACCAGCUAUUCUGACUACGGUCCGCCGUCCAGGUCGCCUGGCUACUACUACAGUAUGGGCCAGACCACCGUGUCGCCGUCGCAUGUCUCGACGCAGUUGCCCGUGGUUCCCACCGUUCCGCCCAUCCGCGUUGAUGACCACAAACAGGACCCACGCAAAAAGUAUCAAUGUCCUUCGUGUCCAAGAGGCAAGGCCUAUAAUCUCAAAACUCACAUGGCCACUCAUGACCCCAACCGUCUCAAGCCACACGUGUGUCCCCAUCGUUCGUGUGGCCGCUCCUUCUCCAGGAAGCAUGACCUUGGUCGUCACAUCAUCUCCAUCCACCGCGAUGAGUCUGUCGCUGGCUCUCACCAUUCUAACUCGUCCAAAAAUUCCAUCGGUGUCGACCAGGGAAAUCGUUCUUGGUGUGAUGUCUGUGGCAAGGGCGCAGUUGGCCGUAGCGCCCAGUGUGACUGCGCGGAGAUCAAAUAG